Molecule: messenger RNA, 1793 nt
Organism: Ambispora leptoticha
Lineage: Eukaryota; Fungi; Glomeromycota; Glomeromycetes; Archaeosporales; Ambisporaceae
Source: the annotation of a GenBank genome assembly
CCCUUCGAAGAACGAGGGAAAACGAAGUUGAUAAAGAAUCUCAAAACUCUACUUCUAUCCAUCAAAGUGCUUUCUCUGAGAAAUCAAUUAAUGAAAAGAUAACUCUUAUAACACAACAUUCGGGCAAUAAAGCUAAAAGGUCUGAAAUAAAAAUUCACAUUAAUGAACUCGAAAAAUUGGUUCAUUGGCAUGGAUUGGAAGAAGAACAACUGUCAGAUCUUUUGAAUCUAGUAUUUAGUGCAAAACUUGAUGUUGCGGAUACCAAACGGAUCAUCAAAUUACUUAUCCCACGACAAAAAAUUUCCGAAAAUCUUGUGAUAAAAAUAUUAGGAAAAUUAGGGCAUGAGUUGGUUAUUCAUUCGAUUCAGGGAUUACUGCUCCGUUGGAUUAUUCUCGUUUAUCCAUUAUUGGAGGAUUAUUCAAGGCUACAAAAACUAUAUGGUGUGAUUUUUCAUUUCUUGGAAUACCAGGGUUUACGAAUAAAUUUACUUGGUAGAUUUGGAAAUGAACCUAAUCUUAUUGGGCUAAUAAGAAUUUAUAAGGAUUAUUAUCCAAAUUAUGUUAUGGUUUCGAUUCCUUCGACACGAAAAGCGAUAUUCAAAUGUCCCGAUUCCGCCUUGCAGUUACUUAUAUUACAAGUACAAAGAAGAUGGAAUGCGUUAAAUGACUUGUCUAUUGAAAGUUCGCUUAAUCCUCCAUUGAAUGUGAAAAGAAGAAAAGUCAACGAAAUAAUAAUUCCGAAGGCUGAAACCUCAAACGUGACCAAAAAAUCAGCUACCAUCAAAGAUGUUAUCAACUUUAAGCAGCUCGCUUCUAAGAUUGACAAACUUGAAUUACCCGAUCAACUAGCAUCUGCUCUAGACAAUCGGAUGUUGCAGCAUAUACUUAUUUGCAAUCCCGAAAGGAUCACUUUGAUGCGAAUAACUAAUUGGUUAUCACAAUGCCUUUUGGAAUUGACGUAUUGGAGUGAUCAAAAUAUAGAGACAAAAAGUCGUCUAACGAAUUUAUUAGAAAAGCUUAUUGUAAUGACUGAAUUUAUAAAGGAAUUACUUCCUAUUUUUGAAGAUUUCCUCAAAAAAUUUAUUAUAACCUGGGACGGUGAACAGAAUCGAGAUCUAAUCUUCAGGCUAUUAACCUAUAUAAAACCGCAAGCGUUUAAUGAUUUAUACCGAGAUUUUUUGUUUCAUUUGCAUAGACUCUUUUCUGUAUCGUCAGCAGAUUGGAAGGCAAAAUUAAUACUAUGUUAUGCAACAUUGCUUCGAUAUUGGGCUUCGCUGAUAGCGAUAAAAAGUGAUAGUAGAGAAUCCCUGGAUCAAACCAAUGAUUCUACCAAUCAUUUUAUUUUUGGACAAUUGGACCCUGACGUUGAUUACAUGGAAAGCAUACAGAAAUUUAUAUUAUACUGUGACGAUAUCUCAAUCGUUGCUUUAGAGGUGGAAAAUGAUGAUAUAACGGUUCAACAUGCAGUUCUAUCGCUUUAUGAACGUGUGAUCUCGCUACAAAUAGAAAAUAAUUGGGAUAAGUUAGUAAUGCCUUCUUCGUCAAUUAUCUAUCGUUGUUUCUUUUCCUCCUCUGGCAUGGCAUUAUCAAGAGUUUGUGAAAUCAUCUUACAUUAUAAAUUGGCCUUUGAUAAACGGGAAAAAAGCGCUAUUCAGCUCGGAAUGCCUCGUCAUAAUCGAAGCUACGUGAAUCAUUUCAAUUCAUUUGUGAUGGAUAUUUGCAAUUGCUUAUGGCGGAGUCACCCUUUUAGCAAAACGGAUAAGAAUGCUAAAGGAUUUCAAUUGGAAAAGUAA